AUGUAUGUCUAUAAGGUUUUUCUCUUGUUCCUAAUGUUCGUCCUGACUCUUGCUCAAGAUACUGUUUCCUCCUCUGCUGCUUCCGCUGGUGUUCUUACCACCGCCCAAACUAUUGCUGGCUCGUUCAGUUCAGACCCAAGCUUCAUAGUCGGGACUCUCCCCUAUCCCUCUGUAUCCACUAGUGCUGGCGGGGUUGUCGACCUGGAACGGGCAAAAUCAACCGUAUACUCUACUUCAAUCGUAUACGUCUCCUAUACCAACGUCGUCGCUACUACUAUUCUGCCACAGAGCACAAGCACUGCCGUAGUUACCCUUAACGUCACUUCUACGGCUUCUCUCACGUCUACAAUCUUGUCAACUGAACUCUCUACAACCACUGCCGUCGCGACUACGGCUUUUCUCACGUCUACAAUCUUAACAACAGAGAUAUUUUCAGCCACUGCCAUUACAACGAUCUCAACUCUAUCCAUGACUUUCGCUGCUGGUCUGUGCCAUCUUUCUUCCCAGGAUGCCUUAAUUCCAUGUACUACUGGCGUUAUAGCCUCUGCUACAUCAUCUGCUCCAACUAUAUCCCCAGCUUCAAUCACUUCCCCCGCAAUCCGCAAUAGACCUAACGGUCUAUUCAGAUCUCUGGGGUUCCUAAAGCAUCGUGCUGUCGGAGCUAAUCACCAUGUGAAACGAGAUCCGGGUUGCAGUGCAUGGCAGGCCUCUAUUGUAAUCACUGCCUUCUUCAUUGCUUUCACCUUAGUCUCGAUUCUCUGCUUCGCGACAAUUAUUCGCGAGAAGAGGGAGGAACCGUCUCGGCUUCAUGCCUACAAGUGGUGGGUAUAUGCCGCGCAAGCUGCUUUCUUGGGAUUACUGAUUUGGUUGCUUAUCUGGUCGGCUAUGGCGACGGCUGAAAAUGGAUGUAAUUGA
This is a messenger RNA of Botrytis fragariae, 915 nucleotides long. RefSeq lists its product as uncharacterized. The coding region runs from base 1 to 915 and encodes 304 amino acids. Lineage: Eukaryota; Fungi; Ascomycota; Leotiomycetes; Helotiales; Sclerotiniaceae. The record is from RefSeq and is a predicted model, not a curated record. The transcript is spliced from 2 exons.